Messenger RNA from Liolophura sinensis, 1020 nucleotides. RefSeq names its product QRFP-like peptide receptor. The transcript is spliced from 2 exons. Bases 1 to 1020 code for a protein of 339 amino acids. Gene Ontology annotation, biological process: G protein-coupled receptor signaling pathway. The record is from RefSeq and is a predicted model, not a curated record. Gene Ontology annotation, cellular component: plasma membrane. Gene Ontology annotation, molecular function: G protein-coupled receptor activity. Lineage: Eukaryota; Metazoa; Mollusca; Polyplacophora; Chitonida; Chitonidae.
AUGAGAGUUCCCAACAACUUUUUCUUCGCCAGCCUGAGUAUUGCGGACCUGCUGGUGCUGGUGAUAUGUCAGCCAUCUGCCCUCCUGGAGUUUUAUGCCAAGGACCGUUGGUAUCUAGGAACCGCAAUGUGUAAACUUGUGCCUUUCCUCGAGAGCACCGCCCAGAAGACGUCCGUACUCACCAUUGCCGCCAUCAGCUUCGAACGUUACCACGCCAUCUGUCGGCCACUACAGUCUCAGUACUUAUACUCAAGAACGCGAACCGUCCUGAUCCUGACGACGCUGUGGAUCACAGCCGCACUCGUGUCUUGCCCUUUCGCUGCGAUCUCGCUGGUAGAGGACGCUACGUUUUACGACGGCUCUGCUGUCAAAGUCUGCCGAACUAAAAUCUACCUUACCUGGCAUUACGUGUAUGUGAUUAUCCUCCUUGUGGUGUUUUUCCUCAUACCGCUGGUAGUCCUCUUGAUUUUGUAUUCCAGGAUUAUGUUUCGACUUACCUCGGACGUAUUGGCCAUUGGCCAAAGGAAUGAUCAGCGAGCUCUAAUGAAACUGAAACUCCGGCGACAUUCCGUCUAUCUACUCAUCGCCAUUAUCCUUUUAUUCUUCAUCAGCCUUUUGCCGAUGAGGGUGUUUGUGUUGUGGGUAAUUUUCGCUCCCCUGAACGACAUGAAAACUUUGGGCUUUGAGGGAUAUCUAAAUCUAUUGUGCUUUAUUCGGGCCAUGGUGUAUUUUAACAGUGCUACCAAUCCGGUCGUGUAUAGCCUGAUGUCCUCCAAGUUUAGGGCUGCCUUCUGGUCUCUGCUACGCUGCAAACGCACCAAAAAACAACCUGUUCACAUGUGUGGAUAUUACCUAACCACGUCACCCCCACACCAUUACUGUGUCCUGCAAACGCCAACAAAUCGACUUGCCUCCGGUGUGAAGGCUAGCACGUUCGGAUAUAAACUCAACAUAAUGUUAACAACUGCACAGAGAAGCAGUAAGUUUCGCUCCAAUAGCUCGGAGGAGGAGGACAGUUAA